Molecule: messenger RNA, 1530 nt
Organism: Otolemur garnettii (small-eared galago)
Lineage: Eukaryota; Metazoa; Chordata; Mammalia; Primates; Galagidae
Gene: ANKRD53
Product: ankyrin repeat domain 53
Exons: 6
Coding region: 1-1530 (509 amino acids)
Biological process (GO): mitotic metaphase chromosome alignment; positive regulation of microtubule polymerization; regulation of mitotic cytokinesis
Cellular component (GO): spindle pole
Molecular function (GO): protein binding
Source: RefSeq, a predicted model, not a curated record
AUGGCAGCAUCAAGUGGCUUACACAGGGCGGAGAAGUUCUCCUUGAAGUACAUUUGGAGUAACGUGGACUACAAGCCGUUCAGGUGGGCCGGGAGGGAAGUUGGCUCGGCCGCGACUCGAGAACUGUGCUCAGUGCCACCCUGUCAGUGCGCAGCCACUUCCCUCUCCACGUGGGCACCCUCCGCGGGCACCCCAGCGCCGCUGCUCCUGCCUCGCUCACCCCAUCCCUGCACCGACUCUAGCGAUGAGCAGGACCAAAAGGUGGUCGGGAACUACGAGCUGUUCGCUGCUGCGGUGGGCAACGUCCAAUGGUUGCGGUUCUGUCUGGAUCGGGAUAGUAGAGAAAUCCGGACCGACCACAAGGGCUUCACUGCCCUCCAUUUCGCAGCCCAGCGCGGCAAGCUUGCAUGCCUGCAGAUUUUGAUAGAGGAGUACAAUUUUCCUGUGGACCUGCCCACCAACAAUAGCCAGACUCCCCUGCACCUCGUCAUCCACAGGGACAACAAGACCAUGGCACUCCCCUGCAUUUCCUACCUGCUUGGGAAAGGGGCAGCCCUCAACGCUCAAACAUGCAAUGGCUCCACGCCGCUGCACCUGGCAGCCCGUGAGGGCCUGCUGGGCUGUGUGAAGGUCCUGGUGCAGAGUGGUGCUGAUGUCCAUGCCCAAGAUGACUUGGGCCUCAAACCCAUCGAUUUCUGCAAAAUAUGGAACCACCGUGCCUGUGCCCGGUUCUUGAAGGAUGCCAUGUGGAAACGGGACAAGAGUGACUUUGCUCAUGAAAUGGGAAAGCUGAAAAGGCUCAAGGACCAGCUGCUCAUCAUGGAGAAGAACUACCUGAUUGAGUAUCAGAAAAAGCAAAAAAUUCUGAGAAAAGAUGAUUUCAAGAAGUGGCUCCAAGGCAAGCUGACACACCAAAGUCACUCUCCCGGCCCCAAGCAAGCCCGUGCCAUCACCCUCUCCAAGACGAAACAGCUUUCCAAGAGUUUCCACCCUUCUGUGGAGGCACGCCUGCAGCGCAUACCACCACCGCCCACGGAGAAGCCCAAGAAGCCACAGAUCAGCUUCCAACUCUCAGUCAGGCGGCCCACAAUAUGGAAUGUUAGCACCAACCCUGCUACACAGCCCAGCACCCAGAUCAGCUUCCCACAGGACAUCCGCUUGGGUGUACAUCCAGACCCCAGCCUGGAGCAUGACUUCAGUGGCUUCCUGGAGGUGACACCAGACCAGCAUGGUGGUGCAUGGCUGCACACAGUGGAUAGCCACUGGGUAACACCUGUGCCCCAGCUGCCUUUUGAGGUGAUAGUCCGCACAUUGUACCCAAGUACAUGUCCGUACAGGAUGAAGGUGCCCCAGGGCCUUUACUCCAUCAGCAUAAGUGAUGUGCCCCAGAAACGGUACUUGGGUGAUGAUACCUUCUGGACAGACACUAUGGCCAUGAACCUGCGUGAGACAUUUGAUGGAGCCUUCCUAGCAGCUCUGCAAGCUCAUCAAGGGCUCCCCGCCUUGCCCAACCCUAAAACAAAUCCAUAA